This is a messenger RNA of Aspergillus wentii DTO 134E9, 1739 nucleotides long. Its product is annotated as bifunctional ornithine acetyltransferase/N-acetylglutamate synthase. The record is from RefSeq and is a predicted model, not a curated record. The transcript is spliced from 3 exons. Gene Ontology annotation, molecular function: L-glutamate N-acetyltransferase activity, acting on acetyl-L-ornithine as donor; L-glutamate N-acetyltransferase activity, acting on acetyl-CoA as donor. Gene Ontology annotation, cellular component: mitochondrial matrix. Bases 222 to 1622 code for a protein of 466 amino acids. Lineage: Eukaryota; Fungi; Ascomycota; Eurotiomycetes; Eurotiales; Aspergillaceae. Gene Ontology annotation, biological process: L-arginine biosynthetic process; L-ornithine biosynthetic process.
GUCACAUCGCUGGGAGAUUUGAUUUGAAUCUCAGUGGGAAGGACUCGUUGCAGGGAUCAAGCCGUGUCUUGCACCCCACGGAGCUCGAAAAGCAAAUAGCAUUGGGCUUGUUGCUCCUGAGUCAUUUGCGCCGGAGCUAUUGGGAGCUACUUUCCCACAGGCUCAUUUAUAUACCUCACUAUCAGCAGGUCUGCAACGUCGCACUGGUCUACUAACACUACAUGGCGUCUCCUGUCCAGCCCGCAGCCACUAUGGCAGCUUUCGCAAGAAUGGCCAAAGGCCAGGUUCGGUACUAUUCCGCUCCGUUGGACAUGGCCAUUCCUGCCUCGAAGAAGCAGUACAUUCCUUCCUCCGGCACCUAUCCUAAGGGCUUCCUCGUCUCUGGAACUCACGUUGGUGUGAAAGCCUCGAACACAAAGUUCCCCGACUUGGCCCUGAUCUCGUCGGAGACUCCGUGCUCGGCGGCAGCAGUCUUCACUACCAACAAGUUCCAGGCUGCUCCUGUCCAGGUGAGCAGGAAGACACUUCAGGAGCGUCAAGGACAGGGCAUUCGGUCCAUCGUGAUCAACUCGGGCUGCGCCAAUGCUGUCACCGGCAAAGGUGGUCUCGAAGAUGCAGCCAACAUGGGCAGCACGGUGGACGGGUGCAAUGGUCUCUCUGACCCCAGCACCAUCGUCAUGAGCACCGGUGUCAUCGGACAGCGACUUCCUAUCUCGAAAAUCCUGGAUAAGAUCCCUACAGCCCACAAGAACCUUGCAUCUUCCCACGAUGCUUGGCUCACCACCGCUCGCGCUAUUUGCACCACGGACACCUUCCCCAAACUUCUCUCUCGCACCUUCACGCUCCCCUCCUCCCCCGGCCGCACCUACAGCUUGGCCGGAAUGGCCAAGGGAGCCGGUAUGAUCCACCCCAACAUGGCUACUCUCCUGGGCGUUCUGUGCACCGAUGCCCCCAUCGAAACACCCGCUCUCCAGUCUCUGCUUAAGCACGCCAUCUCACGCUCGUUCAACUCCAUCUCCAUCGACGGCGACACCAGCACCAACGACACUCUUGCCAUCCUCGCCAACGGAGCCGCAGGCGGCGCCCCCAUCAACUCCGCCAACUCUGACGACUACGCCGCCAUGCAGGAGAUCCUCACCUCGUUCUCUCAGUCCUUGUCCCAGCUUGUCGUUCGCGACGGCGAAGGCGCUACCAAGUUCGUCACCGUCCGCGUCCAGAACUCGCCCCAUUACGAAUCUGCCCAGCUCAUCGCCUCGACCAUUGCUCGCUCUCCACUCGUCAAGACCGCCCUGUACGGUCGUGAUGCUAACUGGGGCCGUAUCCUCUGCGCCAUCGGUUACACCCAGGGUGUUGCCCCUGGUGUCGUCAUUCCCGAGCGCACCAGCGUCAGCUUCAAGCCUGUGGACGGAAGCCCCAUCUUGAAGCUCCUGGUCAACGGUGAGCCUGAGCAGGUCGACGAGGACCGGGCCAGCGUUAUCCUGCAGAACGAGGACUUGGAGAUCGUUGUUGACCUUGGCGGUGGUGAGAAGGGCGAACAGGGUCUCGGUGGUGAAGAUGCCAUGUACUGGUUCUGCGACUUCAGCCAUGAAUACGUGACCAUCAACGGUGAUUACAGAACCUAGAAAGGUAAGAAGCAAUCGAUAUGUUACAGUAAGAUAGUUUCGCCGUAAGGCAUUGUGUUGAUAUUACAAUUCGAAAACGAAAUUCACUUGUUAGUAUAUACGCUACAUAAGAGAGGG